Scylla paramamosain (green mud crab) is the source of this 2117-nucleotide messenger RNA. RefSeq lists its product as uncharacterized. Gene Ontology annotation, biological process: negative regulation of double-strand break repair via homologous recombination; interstrand cross-link repair; replication-born double-strand break repair via sister chromatid exchange. Lineage: Eukaryota; Metazoa; Arthropoda; Malacostraca; Decapoda; Portunidae. Bases 198 to 2090 code for a protein of 630 amino acids. The record is from RefSeq and is a predicted model, not a curated record. The transcript has 13 exons. Gene Ontology annotation, cellular component: Fanconi anaemia nuclear complex.
GUAAACAAACACCUGCAUUAUUUGGCGGCAGAAGGUGACGUGAAGUGUUUCAUUGACAGCUUGUCAGGCCCUUAAGGAGCGGUGAAUAGAGAGAGGACUGGCACCUCAGUGGGGCUUUUUUUUUCUAUCUAAAUUUUUUGCUGCUCUUGGUCAGUGGCCCUUUUACAUAGAAAAAAUCAAAUAAAAACAGCAGUGGUAUGGAGUGUGUCAGCAGCACCAUUGAGCCUGAGGUGGUGCCAGAGUUCCAAGGAGUCUCCACCUGCACCACUGCCUUCUUCAGGGUGACCUCCAGUCUGAAUCAGCUGGAUGGGAAAGAGGUGGUCCAGAAGCACACCCUACUCUCUACCAGCCGGGGUCACCUGGUGGAGGUGGAGGGUGGCAAGGUGCAGCGAUCCACUCCCUGCGCCAAGGAUGUCACCAAGAUUGUUGUUCACCACGACUUCGAGCCACUGCAGCUGUACGUUGUAUUGCUAUGUGGCUCAGGGACAGCUACACUGCUUGCCUACCAAGACCUGAAGGUCCUGCACAAGUGGGAGGGAGUGAGGGACAUUGCAUCAGCUGAUCCCAAGGCCAUUGGCACCCCUCAGCUGCUCCUUACUAUGCAGGAUGGCCAAGCAUUAGUAAUAUCCAAUGCUAAACUAAUGAGUUAUGCCAUUGGUGGUGACAAAGAGAGGAAGGAGGAGGAAGAGAGGAAGGAGACUGCAGCAGGGAAGAAGGAAGUGGUCCAGGCACUCAUGCACCAUUUCAAGGCAGGAAUCAAGCAUGCUGAGCAGCUCAGAACAGAGAGGAAAAUGAAAGAGAACUUUAUCACAGAGGAGCUUCAUGUCUUACAGUUGCAGCUACAAGGAAAACUUGAUGAAAGGGAAAGAACUCUGGUGCCAGCCCUGAAUGUGGAGGAAAGGGAAGGUGGGUCAAAGGAGAAUGUUGCCCCACAGUACCCAAACCCUCUGAAGGUUCAGCGAGUGUACCACAAGCUGGUGCAUAACAAGUGGGUGGUGGGAGUGAACGUGACCAAUGAAGGGGAGAGAGUAUUGGUGAAUGACCUUGAACUCAUCCUGUGCUGUGGAGAGGUGCCACUGUGCCACACUAGCCAGGUGCUCAAGACUGUAAGGCAUAGCAGACAGAGAGAGACUGAUGUGAGAGUGACCAUUGACCACCUAGACCCCCCUGUGCUCAGACCCAAGAAGAAGGUCACAGUUGUAGGUGUGUGUGAGGUACCAUCAUUUGAAAUGGGGCCCUCUGUGUCCUGCUCUGGCUUGUUAUCCUACACCUGCAAGCCUCUCCAGUUGGCAUCCACCCAGCCAGUGAACACCAAUGAGUGCCAAACCCAAGAGUACCAGGUGUCUGUCCCUCUUGUAGAGCUGAAGGCCAGUGAACUGCACAACCAUCAGGCCUCCUUGGAGCUCUGCAACUCCUCCAGGACAGCCGUUGUGGCCUUUAGCACUGUGGCCUUGGUGGCUGCCAGCAAGUGCACUCUGGUGUCCCUCACUUCAUUAGUGUCUCCCCUCAACACCUUCAUCGACAACAUCUCUCAUCAUCACAAACUUAACAAGGUGUCUGGUGUGAGUGACUUCUAUGUACUGCACCAUGGGGAGAGUCAUCCCCUGCAGCACACUGGCUUCACCCUGCACCCUGUCAACUCACACCAUCUGGACCUCACCCUCUACACAAAGGAUGCAAAACAAGCAUAUGUGCUGGCACACACCUUGUUGGCUGCCCUGCCUGAGGAUGCCAGCAUGCAGUUCUUACGGGGCCCUAAGGACACUGGCAGCACUGGCAUCCAGCCCCACAACCUGCACCACAUGCUGAUGGCCAGGAUGAGAGAGGCUGCCACCCAUGUCAUGGAUGGCCUGGAGGCACAGCUCACCACCAACAAGGCCCCAAGGACAGAGAGGAAAGUAGGGAGUGGGGAGCAGGAGGAUGGCUUCACUAAGUACACAAAGGAAAGGGAAGAACUGCUUGCCAGAAAGGGGAAUAUAAAAUUUAAAGAGGAGGAAUACAUUGUCUGGAGGAAGAAGUUGCAAGACAUCCAGACAGAGGUGGAUAGUUUGUAUCUCCAGUUCCUUAAAGCAAAUUGUGCCUCAGAUUGAUGUCAGUGAUUAAUAUGUAUGAUUAUC